AUGCUGUGGGCCCAACAGGUGCCCUGUAGGGCCGAGGAGGGUACCCUGUACGGGGGGGCAGCCAGGCACCCGAGGUUGGCAGCGGCUCUGGGACAGACCGGGUCUGGCAGGGAUCCGCGAGCAUCUCUAACCAGGUUCCUCCUCCCAGGGAAUGAGUCCAUCUGCUCGCCCAACGUCUACAUCGAAUGCGCUGACCGGACGCUCGAUGCGGUGGUGCAGGACUCCCAGGAGCGCUGCAGCUGCCCCACGCCCUGCAACCUGACGCGCUACAGCAAGGAGAUCUCCAUGGUGCGCAUCCCCAACAAGGGCUCGGCCCGCUACCUCGCCCGCAAGUACCACCGCAACGAGACCUACAUCCGGUGAACUUCCUGUGCUGACAUUUCUUCGAAGGCG
Chelonoidis abingdonii (Abingdon island giant tortoise) is the source of this 393-nucleotide messenger RNA. Lineage: Eukaryota; Metazoa; Chordata; Testudines; Testudinidae. The record is from RefSeq and is a predicted model, not a curated record.